This is a messenger RNA of Lottia gigantea (owl limpet), 2838 nucleotides long. RefSeq lists its product as hypothetical. The transcript is spliced from 2 exons. The record is from RefSeq and is a predicted model, not a curated record. Lineage: Eukaryota; Metazoa; Mollusca; Gastropoda; Lottiidae. Bases 1 to 2838 code for a protein of 945 amino acids.
AUGGCGCUCAUGGGCCACCAUACAUCUCUCUGGGUUUUCUUUAUUUUGAGAAUGGCACAAGAAAAGAUAAUAUCGACUGAUUUGAACUUGGUCAAACUGUAUCAAGAGAUACUGACGGAAGUUCUUCAAACCAAUUUUACGAUCCCAGAGUCGACCAUAGACGAGAUUCACAACAAAAUUUUACACGAAAUCAAAGAGAAAUGUAGACCACUAGUUGAACGUGGGGUGUUGUUUGAAAGAGAUAUUUCAAGAAGAUUAAAUUUUCUUGUCACGCCAAUUUUACAAGAAGCAAAGCGGGUGAACAUGAAUAGAAAAUAUAGUUAUAAUGGUUCUAAGUGUGGAGGUUUAUGUACGAGGAUAUAUAAUCCAAGAGUGCAAAGCUGGACAGUUUUAGAAGGCGAUGUUAACACAGCCUUUAAUGAUAUACGAUCUUGGAUGAAAAAUAUGGAUAAUUUAGAUUCGUCUGUUAUUUAUGGAAGUUGGGGUGAAGCUGGUACAUGCUUUGAUAAUAUCGAACGAUAUCUGCGAUUUCGAGAACUGUUUCCUAAGAUUUUAUAUGAUGUCCCUUACGCCCCUACUCCUUCCAGUGUACAUCCAGGAAAUGGGGCGGACGUGGUAUUUACACCUAUUCAUAGUGAACUUUACAUGCACAAUCCAGAAAAAGUUGUACCUGCGGAGGAUAUUGUAUUAGGCCUUAAAACCUGGAGAAUUUUAAUAGACGAGCAUGGUAUUAGACGCACAGACAGCCAUAAAGGAAUAACAUUUGAUUUUCCAACUUGUGAUUCAUCGUUCGUUGAUGUUGAAAUGAAAGCAAAUAUUGAAUAUUCUUUGACAAAGCAACUGAAAGUGCAAACAUGGGCUGUAGUGCUUUCACUUGGCAUCAAUAAGGUUUUUGAUAAGUCAGUUUCGAAGAAAAUUUCAAAGAUAUUAAAACUUCGUGUUCGUAUCCAUAGCGAUGCCUUGACAUUGAAGGAGCCAAUUCGUGUGUCUAUUAGUUCAGACCAAGCGAGAAAAUUCAUGGAAUCUUACAAUAAAUUUGAACAAAUAAUGAAAGUUACAAACGAUAACCAGUCUGCAGCUUUACCACCUGGUGCUGCACUUACUCAUCUUCGUGAGCGUUAUCCGUGGAUUGAAUUUAUUGAAACUUUACGACGGGGUGGAGUAGAGGCCGCAAUGGCUAUGGUCAAAAAGAAACCCGAAGUAAUACGAAAUUUACCUGCUAAUGAAAACAAUAUUAUGGGAGUUGCUUUCGAAGAAAUUCAGAUCGCCAAGAUGAUGGCUGAGAUUGUGAGAAAUGGAUCACCUAUCGAACUGAUUGCGGGAGAUGGGUUGGGAAGAUUCCAGUAUAACGGAGUGGAAAUGCCAACACCAGAAUAUGCGGAUGCUGUGUUCCAUAACGUAGUAAAAGAUCAAUAUUUUGCUGUCCAGUUUAAAUACAGCGAUGAUCCACGAGGCUUAGUCAAUAUGAUAGAAGAAUGGAAUGUCAAAUGGAGUGGUCGUACUCCAGACCCAAAUCUGCCAGAGCCCCUUCUUCAUGAAAAUGUAGUCUUGAUAGGUCCAAAUGAUGUCGUUGGUGAAGUUACUAAUGGUAAUCUAGGUGAAAGAAUUGUUCGCCAAUUUGAGCAACAUGAGCAAAUAAGAUACACACCAGAUGAUGUCAGUGUUAUGAAACAAUUUCUUGAUGAUAAUUCUGCCCUUUUAAAAGACAUUGUGAAUUCCGAAGACUACAACAAACAUAAACGUGUUCAAGAAGAUGUGAAAAAAAAUAAGAAUACAUUAAACACAAAAGAAAAAAAUCUGUCGAGUCUUCAGGAGAAAUUAAUAAAUCUAAAGCAAGCGAAACUUGACAAAGGAUCAGGUGGAAAUACUGAAGGAAUAGAUAAGGGAAUAUCAUCCAUGGAAAAGAAUAUUAAUGAGAAGAAAGCUGAAAUAUCGAAGGCGAAAAACAAUCUGGAAAUAGCAGAAAACAAACUACAAAUAUCCGAUAAAAAAAUGAGAACGAAGAUAGAAGACAGAAUAACUGCAAAAUAUCGCAAAGAAUAUAUAAAGAAAGCUGCUUUGAAAGAAGUUGCGCUCAAUGUUUUAGUAGCUGCCGCAGUAGAUGGUAUUACAGCUUUGAUAUGCACUGCAGGCGAUGAGUACACUAGAUACAAAAACGGUGAGAUUACCUUGAAACAAUUCACUGGGAAAGUCCUCAAAUCCACUGCUAUAGCAACAGCGAAAGGUGCAGCAUUUGGACUUGGAUUAAGCAGUUUUAAUUUGGCCGCCCAAUAUGCAGUAGCUAAUGGAUCUGUUUACGCUGGUACUUUAACAACUGUGGCUAAAGCCGCUGGACCCGUAUUGAUGGUUGGGAUGUUUCUGAAGCAGUCUUAUGAUAUCGUAACAGCUUGGAAUAAUGGAGACUUGACAACUGCUGGUAUGAAAAAGGCAUUUGCGAGGACUGUCACUGCAGGAGGGUUAAGUAUCGGAGGUAUGGCAGCUGCCGGAUCGUUGAUAGGAGGUCUUGCUGGUCUAUUUGUUGGAGCUGGAUUAGCCAUCGCUAUUGGUGUUGGAGAUUAUUUUCUUGGAGAUAAAUUAUGGAGUUUGUUUUUUAAAGAAGAUGAAGAAGAACAGGCUGCUUUGAUUAUUAAAAAGAUAGAGAAAAUUAGGACAGAAGUUAUUUCGUCAGCUUAUUCCUUAUUUGGACUCACAGAGUAUGCAACUCUUGCAGAAGUAAAAGAAUCUUAUAAAGUUGCCAUACUGAAAUACCAUCCAGAUAAAGGUGGUGAUGCUGAAAUAUUCAAUGCUGUGCGGGUGGCUUAUGGCUUAAUUUGCUCGAUUAAUAACAAUUCGGUUUAA